Cinclus cinclus is the source of this 2184-nucleotide messenger RNA. RefSeq names its product solute carrier family 12 member 8 (gene SLC12A8). Lineage: Eukaryota; Metazoa; Chordata; Aves; Passeriformes; Cinclidae. Gene Ontology annotation, biological process: potassium ion import across plasma membrane; chloride ion homeostasis; potassium ion homeostasis. Gene Ontology annotation, molecular function: potassium:chloride symporter activity. The transcript has 13 exons. Bases 1 to 2184 code for a protein of 727 amino acids. Gene Ontology annotation, cellular component: membrane. The record is from RefSeq and is a predicted model, not a curated record.
AUGUUCAGCUGGGAUGGUGCCCGGAGUGAGGGAUAUGUCCAAGAGCUCUUCCAUGAGGAAGCACAGCAGGUAUCUCAAACACAGACUAAGCCCUGGUGGAAGAUCCAGCUGUUUGUAUGGGAGCCAGUGCUCUUUGGAACAUGGGAUGGGGUCUUCACCUCCUGCAUGAUCAACAUUUUUGGAGUGGUUCUUUUCCUGAGGACAGGAUGGCUUGUGGGAAACACUGGCAUUGUAAUGGGCAUGUUUCUGGUGUCCUUUGUCAUUCUGGUUGCCCUGGUGACAGUCUUAUCUGGAAUUGGGGUGUGUGAGAAGUGCAGCAUUGGAAGUGGAGGAGUCUACUCCAUGAUUUCUACAGUCCUUGGAGGUCAAGUAGGGGGCACCAUUGGCAUCCUUUACAUUUUUGGUCAGUGUGUUGCAGGUGCCAUGUACAUCACUGGCUUUGCAGAGUCCAUUGCAGGUGUCCUGAGCCUCAGCAACAUCUGGGCAGUGCGUGGCAUCUCCCUGGCUGUCCUGCUUGGCCUGCUGGGAAUCAAUCUGGCUGGGGUGAAGUGGAUCAUCAGGCUCCAGCUCCUGCUGCUCUUCCUGCUGGCUGUCUCAACGCUGGACUUUGUCAUUGGGUCCUUUACACAUCUUGAUCCAGAGCACGGCUUCGUUGGCUACUCAGAAGAGCUGAUGUUCAACAACACACUGCCAGACUACAGCCAGGGGGAGUCCUUCUUCACUGUUUUUGGAGUGUUUUUCCCAGCUGCCACAGGUGUGAUGGCUGGGUUCAAUAUGAGUGGAGAUCUCCAGAAGCCUUCUACCAACAUCCCUCUGGGGUCUCUGGCUGCUAUUGGCACCUCGUGGUUUCUGUACAUGGUCUUUGUUUUUUUGCUGGGAGCCAUUUGUACCCGGCAGUCACUCCGCUAUGACUUCAUGAUAGCAGAGAAGGUAUCCUUGGUGGGUUUUUUGUUUUUGCUAGGGCUGUACAUCUCAUCCCUGGCCUCCUGCAUGGGAGGGCUGUACGGAGCACCCAGGAUCCUGCAGUGCAUCGCCCAGGAGAAUGUGAUCCCCAUGCUCGCCUUCCUCGGACGUGGGAAAGGCCCCAACAAGACUCCAGUGGCUGCGAUUUGCUUAACAAGUCUAAUCACCAUGGCUUUUGUCUUCAUUGGUCAAGUGAAUGUUCUUGCUCCCAUAGUCACCAUCAGCUUCAUGCUGACAUAUAUUGCUGUGGACUAUUCAUAUUUCUCACUGUCCUUGAGCUACAACAUUCAGCAGAAACCUGAAGAGACCCAGACAGGAACUGCUAGACCUGUUCAAUCUUCCCAGCCUUUAAUUUUCAACAAGCCCCCCAGCCAUGCAGCAGAUGGAGUAAUUCAAAGCAGAUCAAAUGGCACCUUGCUGGAAUUCAAAAAAGACAUGGACCAGCUUUUCAAACCACUUUGUAGUGAGCCAAGUACUUGCAAAAGUGAAGGAUCUGAGAAUUUAAUCCGAAAGGUCAAACAAAAGAAGGCAAAGAAGCCAGCCAAGCAGACAUUACAAGACAGCUUUCUCCUGGAUCUCCACCAUGAUGCUCCUCUGGCUCAGUAUGGCUGGGAUGAGACCAUGGAGCCCCAUGAGAGGCAGCGGGACAUGGAUGACCAGAGUGGUCAGUGGGAUGCAGUGGGACCUGCUGUGGAUGCUCAGCACGUACCCAGGGUGCUGCAGCAGAGGGAACAGCUCUGCAGUGAAGUGAUGAUGCUUCCUGGCCCAAGGGGAGAAGAAUCAUCUGUAAAGCAGCAAAAUCCAGAACUGGGAAUUCAGGAAAUACCAGAAUCCUUUUACUCCAGAUUUUUCAGUCAUUGGAUUUCCUUUGCUGGUGCAAUCGUGUCCCUCAUCAUAAUGUUUGUCAUUCAGUGGAUCUACACCCUUGUCAGCCUGGGAGCAGCAGUUAUUCUGUAUUUCUAUAUCGGCCAAGUGAGCCCAGGACUCCCUCUUGGAGCAACAGCAAAUUUCAGUAUCUUUGGCUGGAUUAAGUCGAUUUUGAUCACUUCAUGCAGGAGAAGGCCAAGUCCCCAGGAGCAGAUCGUGGUGACACCAUCCUUUGCAACAGUUGGCGUGGAGACCAGGCAGCUCACCGAGGAGAACGCAGACUUCGCCUCGCGGGACCGCUAUCACCAGUCCUCACUCAUCAGCAGAGAGGAAUUUGGGAGCCAGUUCCAGUGA